UAAAGCUUUUUUAAGGGGGAAAAAAGAAGAUGGGCGGGGCCUCUGGUGACGUCACCGUCAUCCGGUAUUUUGUAUUGUUUUGGCGGGGUUCACAACUGUUUCGGAUAUUCGAUUCAACUUGUAAACAUUCGCGUUUUACCGAGGAAACAUGGAGCGUUCGAGGAUGAGUCGAGCAGCGAGCAGCAGGCUGUCGGAGCUGCCUCUGCGAGUGCAAGACAGCAACAGGAUGAGCAUGGUGUAUACAACGCCCCAGAACAAGCAGCCUUCAUUUGGAAAGCUCAACAUACCCAAACCACAGUCUGUGACCUCUGAGAGGCGGACCAGCUUCUUUGGUGCACGCAGGACCAGUGGAGCCAGCAUGUCUCGCAACAGCAUGAUGUCAGGAUUUGGAGGAACCGAGAAGAUGAAAGAUGCUCGACCGCUGCAUGAUAAAUCCUAUGUACAGCAAUGUAUCAGGCAGCUACAUGAGUUCCUGACUGAGCAGGGUUACCCUGGCACACUGUCAUCCAAGACCCUCCAAUCUCCCUCAACAAAGGAGUUUGUGAAGAUGUUUGAGUUCAUCUACCGCCAGCUAGACCCAACUUUUGAGAUGCCGAACUCAAAAGUGGAGGAGGAGGUUCCAGCUAUCCUCAAAGCUCUGAGGUAUCCAUUUGUUCUCUCUAAGUGUUCGAUGUAUUCUGUUGGAGCUCCCCAUACCUGGCCUCAGGCCCUCGCUGCUCUAAUGUGGCUGAUCGAUAACGUCAAGAUCAAGUGGAGUUCGAGUAAGCAGGAGCUGCUGUUCACUGACUUCUGUGAAGACAGUGACAAUAUUGAAGAGGGAGCUGAGUACAACAAGCUCUUUGUGGACUACACAGCUGAGACUUACUCCAAGUUCAUGCAGGGUGACGACACAUUUGAGGAUGAGGAUGAAACAUUUCUCAUUAAACUAAAGAGGCUGUACAACGUUGAUGAAGCUGUGCUGGCCACGAUGGAGGAGAAGUACAAAAUACUGAGUGAUGAGGUUGAACGACUGGAGAAGGAGAACCAGACGGACCGUCUUAUGAACAAGAGGAUGGAGAGAAUGAAGCGGCAGGCAGACCUCAAGCAGCUCCAGAGUUAUUCAGUCAGCCUGGAGUCCUUUAAAACCAACCUGCAAAAUAAAGCUUCAGAGCUGAGUGAUGAGCUGGAGCACACCGUCAGUCAUCUGGACACUCUGAAACAUGAGCGAGAUGAGCUGCAACACCGUCUGCAGAACCAGAAGUUUACUCCAGCAGAUGUGGAGAGGAUCAACAGAGAGAAGAGAGAGCUCCAGCAGACCAUCACUACCCUCAGCAAGUCUCUUGAAGAUGCUGAACAGCACAAGUGGAAUGAGGAGAUUGCUUAUGCCAAAUUGAAAGACAAGGCGGAGCUGAAGCUAGCAGAGUACCACAAGCUGGCACGUAAACUGAAGCUGAUCCCGGUGUCUGCAGAGAACGCCUGUGGACACGAUUUUGAGAUCAGGCCUUUUGAAUAUGGACCCGGUAGCAUGGUUCAGCACAAAACACAGAUACAGAUGCUUCUGAGAAAGCUGAUCAGUGAUGUGGAGGAGGAGAACAGUCGGUUUGCCAACAUGAAGCUCAGUCUAGAGGAGUCUUCAGAACAGGUGAAUUCUAACAUCUUGGACAAAUCCAAUGACAUGAAGCAGCUGAGAGAGCAGAUUCGCAAACUGGAUGAACGGCUGGAUUGUGGCAUGCAGGAGCUCGCCCGAGAGGAAGAUGGCUGGGCAGAAGAGGUGGAGUCGGUGGAGAACCACCGUAAGCUUCUUGAAAAGAAGGUUAACUAUGGUUACGAUGAGGCUGUGCAGCAAUUGAAGGCAGCUCAACAACAGUACCACCUGGUGCUGCAGGAGACCAAUGAGGAGAGGCGAACAGUCGCCAACAACCUUGCGUCUGUAUUUUCCACAGCAUACGACCACUUGUCAGUGACAGAGAAGUGUGUGGAGGAUCUGCACCGCAGAGUACAGCGUGUCUGCUCUAAGGCUGUGGAAGAGGAUGAGGCUGCUAUACAGAAGCUGCGGGAAACUCUGAAGAGCUUCAUGUCCAAGGCGAACAGUUUAUAAAGCGAGGGGGAGAUGAUUUCAGACACUAUAGAAGUGUUUCAGAUUUUACCCCUUUCUCCGCCAUUUGUGUAUUUAGUUUGUUUCCAACUUGGCAUAAAAUAAUCCGAGUUUAACUUCCAUUCUUUUUUCUUAACAGUUUACAUAACAAAAAUAAGUAGAAAGCUUGUUUUCCAUUAUCAAUUAUUCUGUUUUUAAUGACAACAGCAGUGUGUUUUUUGCAUCACCUUUGCAGUUUUGAAGCCCUGUUCUUUUAGUUAUCUGCUAUUUACAGACUGAUUUUCAUGUUUUUGUGUGUUUUUGUCAUUCUGUGUCCACACUUUCCUGUUUUUUAUUAUUCUCAAUAAACCUUCUCAUGCAAAAUAAAAAAA
Acanthopagrus latus (yellowfin seabream) is the source of this 2445-nucleotide messenger RNA. It is a transcript of the gene ndc80, whose product is annotated as NDC80 kinetochore complex component. Gene Ontology annotation, biological process: attachment of mitotic spindle microtubules to kinetochore. The record is from RefSeq and is a predicted model, not a curated record. NCBI's taxonomy places the organism in Eukaryota, Metazoa, Chordata, Actinopteri, Spariformes, Sparidae. The transcript has 17 exons. Gene Ontology annotation, cellular component: Ndc80 complex. The coding region runs from base 149 to 2077 and encodes 642 amino acids.